This is a messenger RNA of Lolium perenne, 1800 nucleotides long. Lineage: Eukaryota; Viridiplantae; Streptophyta; Magnoliopsida; Poales; Poaceae. The record is from RefSeq and is a predicted model, not a curated record.
AUGGCGAACGGAGCCCAGGAGUCCUCGCCGACGUUGCCGGAGGAUACAAUCGUCAUGGAGAUCCUCCCUUACUUGCCGGCAAAGUCGGUCGGCCGCUUCCGCGCCGUGUCGCGCGCUUGGCGCGCCGCGCUCUCGUCGGCAACCUUCAUCGAACUCCACCUCCGGCGAGCCAACAGGGAUGGCCAGCCCAGGCUCUUCUUCUGCGCUAUUAUCACCACGCCUGUCCGUGGCCUCCACCUCGUCCGCAGCAACAAUGCCGGCUACUACGUUUACAACCCUUGUAUCGGUUCGUCCUUGCUUCUUCCUGACAGCGCAGCGCCACUGAAGAUGAGUCGCCGGUACGAGACAUCCACCCAACCCCAGCCACCGUGUUUCUUCGACGUAUCCUACGGUCUGGGCUACUGCUCGGUCACCGCUGAGUACAAGGUAGUGCGCCUAUUCAGCGAUAGCUACGACGGCGGUCCGCCCUGCUGCGAGGUCUACGUCCUCGACAAGCCGGCGUACUGGAGGCCCGCCGCCCAGCAGCCUUCGGUGUGCAUCGUUUCGGAGGGAGACUCAGGCGUGUUCCUCUGUGGGUAUCUGCACUUCCUUUCCGUCGAUGAUGGUGGCAUUGUCACUUUCAGCGUAAGCGACGAGACCUUCGGUUUGCUGCUCCCGCCACCGCCACCGCCCUAUCCGGAGGAUGACUCCGUCCAUAUGGUGGAGCUACACGGGCGUUUAUGCGUCUGCUAUGACGGUGACCUAUAUUGUAUAUGGAUGCUGGGAGAUCGGAGGUGGGAGCAGCUCUGCUGCAUCGACCUAAUGGUCUGGACGGAACCUGCGCGGAUGCCUGCGAAUGCCAACUGGAUAUCUCCGCUCCACAUGUUUAACGAUGACAAUGCCGGGCACCAAAAGAUCAUGUUCGGGACAGGAAACCGCAAGGUGCUUGCCGUCGACGCUGACGGUGCCGGCACAGUGGAGACCAUAUUCAGGGCGGACGACGCGGGUAGCUUCGCCGGCUGCGCUCACCCAUCGCUAGGCUUGUUCCAGGAGAGCCUCGUCCCCGUGGGACGAACGGUCGAGGAGAUUGUCUUCUCCUCGCCUGCAAAGCAGGCUUGGUUUCACAUCCUCAAGUGGAUGCCGGCACGCUCGGUCGCCGAUUUGAGCUUGGUCUGCAGAGAAUGGCGUGCGAUGAUCAUGACUGAACGCUUUAAACGUUCGCAUAUCAUCCAUGCAAACCUUAACAAGAGCCCUCGUAUCAUGAUCAUAAUUAGUCCCGACAAACGAUGCAUCGAUUUGGAGAACUUCAUUGUAUUAGCUAGAACGCCACCCACGUAUUCCAAUGGCAAAAUCUGCUGGCUAGUAGAUCCUAAUCUUGGACCAGCUUCUCCAAAUUGUGAAAUCGUGGCCUUCGAUGUUCACUCAGAGGAAUUCGAGGUUCUUCAAGGCCCACAGUGCAGCCAUCCCGUCAGGCUUAUGUCUAUCCUCUGUCUACAAGGUGCGCUUUGUGUGGCUUGCUCGAACCUGAGCGUUACCGUAAUUGACAUAUGGAUGAUGAAGGACAAUACUGGGACCUGGUUAAGGGAGUAUCGCAUAGACCUCAGAGAGUUCUCCCCGGAAUAUUCUUCAGAGGAGACCACACCAUUGGGUAUCGACCCAACGGACGGACGGAUUUUGCUCAGCACGGGUCGGUCAUUGGGCUACUAUGACCCCAAGACAGCCGCACUAGAGACCAUCUAUAGUUUGGGAAUAGAGGAGUAUGAUGAGUUCUCUCCUAUUAUCUGUGAUGAAAGUUUAGUAUUCACAUUUGGGCCAGCAUAG